This is a messenger RNA of Cornus florida, 1846 nucleotides long. RefSeq lists its product as uncharacterized. The transcript is spliced from 8 exons. Gene Ontology annotation, biological process: glucan catabolic process. NCBI's taxonomy places the organism in Eukaryota, Viridiplantae, Streptophyta, Magnoliopsida, Cornales, Cornaceae. The record is from RefSeq and is a predicted model, not a curated record. The coding region runs from base 16 to 1845 and encodes 609 amino acids. Gene Ontology annotation, molecular function: beta-glucosidase activity.
UGCCUAUGUUCAGUCAUGGCAGAAUCCGAGUACACGAAGUACAAGGAUCCUAAGCAGCCCAUGAAUGCUCGGAUCCGGGACCUCAUGAAUCGAAUGACUCUAGCAGAGAAGGUCGGUCAGAUGACACAGAUUGAUCGCGUCAAUGCUACACCCGGAAUAAUGAAGGAUUACUCAAUUGGCAGUGUCCUAAGUGGUGGAGGAAGUGUGCCACUUCCUAAGGCCACUGCAGAGGACUGGGUUAACAUGGUCAAUGAGUACCAGAAUGGUUCACUCUCUAGCAGACUUAGUAUUCCGAUGAUUUACGGAAUUGAUGCAGUUCAUGGACACAACAAUGUCUAUAAGGCUACCAUCUUCCCCCACAACGUUGGCCUUGGAGCCACCAGGGACAGUGACCUUGUGAAGAGGAUUGGUGCCGCGACUGCCCUUGAAGCUAGGGCUACCGGAAUUCCUUACGUUUUUGCUCCUUGUAUCGCGGUAUGCAGAGAUCCAAGAUGGGGACGAUGCUACGAAAGUUACAGCGAGGAUCACAAAAUAGUGCAAGAAAUGACAGAAAUCAUACCUGGGCUACAAGGGGAAAUCCCGGCUGACAUAUCAAAGGGUGUUCCAUAUGUUGGUGGGAAGGAUAAGGUAGCUGCUUGUGCAAAACAUUUUGUGGGUGAUGGUGGUACAACAAAGGGAAUCAAUGAAAAUGACACUGUGACUGAUCUUCAUGGACUGCUUAGCAUCCACAUGCCUGCUUACUACAACUCAAUCAUCAAGGGCGUGUCGACGGUUAUGGUGUCAUAUUCGAGCUGGAAUGGCCAGAAAAUGCAUGCUAAUAGCGAUAUGAUCACCGGGUUCCUUAAGGACCACCUAAAAUUCAGAGGUUUUGUCAUCUCUGAUUGGCAAGGUAUUGACAGAAUCACCUCACCGGAACACGCAAACUACACAUACUCGGUUCAAGCUGGAAUUGAAGCUGGUAUUGACAUGAUUAUGGUUCCUUACGACCACACCGAAUUCAUUGAUACUCUAACCUCAUUAGUCAAGAGCAAUGCCAUCCCAAUGAGUCGUAUCGAUGAUGCUGUUAGGAGGAUUUUGAGAGUCAAGUUCAGCAUGGGACUUUUUGAGAAUCCCUUGGCAGAUCUUAGCCUGGUUGAUCAACUUGGAAGUCAGGCUCAUAGGGACUUGGCUAGGGAAGCAAUGAGGAAGUCACUUGUUCUGUUGAAGAAUGGGAAGAAUGCAGACAACCCUUUGCUGCCUCUCCCCAAAAACACAUCAAGGAUCCUAGUUGCCGGAAGUCAUGCCAACAAUUUGGGCUAUCAAUGCGGUGGUUGGACAGUUGCUUGGCAGGGAGUCAGCGGCAACAACCACACAAGCGGAACCACCAUUCUAAACGGCAUUUCUGCUGCUGUCGAUCCAAGCACGGAGGUUUUCUACAGCGAGAACCCCGGCUCCGACUUUGUCAAGUCCAACAACUUCUCCUACGCCAUUGUUGUAGUGGGAGAGUCACCAUAUGCUGAAACUGCAGGAGACAAUUUGAACUUGACAAUUCCUGACCAUGGUCUAAGCACAAUCAGUAAUGUGUGUGGAAGUGUGAAGUGUGUCGUUGUGCUCAUCUCCGGGAGGCCUCUUGUGGUCGAGCCUUACCUUUCGUCAAUGGAUGCUCUGGUGGCUGCGUGGCUGCCUGGAACUGAAGGCCAAGGCGUGGCUGAUGCCCUCUUCGGGGACUACGGAUUCACUGGAAAACUUUCUAGAACGUGGUUCAAGACUGUAGAUCAGUUGCCAAUGAAUGUAGGGGAUGAUCACUAUGACCCACUCUUUCCCUUUGGUUUUGGACUCACAACUGAGCCAAUUGUGGCAAGUUAGA